Molecule: messenger RNA, 2277 nt
Organism: Danio rerio (zebrafish)
Lineage: Eukaryota; Metazoa; Chordata; Actinopteri; Cypriniformes; Danionidae
Source: RefSeq, a predicted model, not a curated record
AGACUCUCGCUCACUCUCUCAGCUGAGUAACCCAAAGACAGACUCUAACAAGCACCACACAGGUUUAACAUCACCAGAGAGAGCAGACAAUCAACAAGGGACGGACUUUCAAGCACCAUCAAGAAAGGAGAUCUUGGAAAGUCGGUCAAGGAGUUUUACCGUGAAUGGAAAACUUCAUGCUUGAAGAUGAAACUGAUCAAAAGUGGAUUACACUGAUCUGCACAAGUGGUAAAAUCUCAUCUGGAAUGCUCUCAUUGAUGUGACCGUCCUGGAGAAUAUAGACAAGAAUUUCCAGAUCUUUCUUUUGAAGCCUAGAUUUAUCUUUAAAUUGAUUUGGGAAGUCCCCGAUCAUGGCUGGGGAGAGACUUAUUCACCUGCUGAGGACAAUCUGGAUGGUAUUUCUCAUGCAAGUUCUGUCUGUGAGAGGCAGUAAGCUUUGGGAAGUGCCCACUGCUCCUCUUGUACCCCACACCAACCUCAGCACCCGACUGUUCUGGGAGCCACAGUGUCAGGCUCAGCUGCGCCACCUUCAGAACGAAGGGAGAAUUACCGCCACAAUACCACCGAAACUAGAGGGCCACUGGGUGUCAAGCAGAUGUGAAGUGCGGCCUGGUCCAGAAUUCCUCACUCGAUCCUACACACUCUACCAAAGCCCCACGCGUCUCUUCAGGGCCCUCCAACACUAUUACUCCGACAGCGAGUGCCACGUCCCAACCUACUCUCUUGUGAUAAGGGGUAAACUGCGGCUCCGUCAGGCCUCGUGGAUCACCCUUGGAGCCACCGAAGCAGAGCACCACCUCCAUAAAGUAGGGAUGGUCAUUCACAGUCAGAAGGCCAUCCAUCAUCUGGCGACCCGCUUGCCCUCCUCCUGCCUGGGACUCAAAGCUGAAGGACACCUGGUGCUCCAUCGCUUCUAUGAACUCUUCAAUGCCAAAGCAGAGAAAGACUGUCUGGGUGCUCUUGGGUUCUCCAUGAUGGAGCUGGAGUUGCUGCGGGUGGAGACGCAUCAUCAUCCACACGGCAGACCGGCUCAGGAGCUGUUCUUAGGGGAUGUUCACACAGACUGGAAUGAAAGAGUGCACUAUAGGCCAAGUGGUUACCAGGAGCCAUUACAAAAUGCAAUGCAUCACAUCCACCCAUGCCCGGUGUGCGGCCUGGUAUAUCGAGCCUCAGAGCAGCAUCCGCCCAUUCUCCCUCCAUCCCCUUCCAUCCCUUUGAAUCUAAAUGGAAACUGGGUAAGCCAACGCUGCGAGUCCCGUCCCGCCGUCCUCUUCCUCACCCGCCUCUUUGCUUUCAACGAGGAGCAACGCACUUGGGAGGGCACAUAUCACCACUACUCUGACCCAACGUGCCGCCAGCCCAGCUUUACACUAUCAGCAUCAGGUAAUUACGUUAAAGUGGGACAGUCCAUAAAAGUACGUGGAGCCACCGAACUUGUCUUCAAAGUGACACACGCAAAAGUAAUCGUGUUCGACCGGGCGUUGUUAAGAGAAUUGAAUUCAACGCAAAAUGGAAGAUGUGGACAAGCAGGUGGAUGGGAAGCAGGCAUUGAGCAAGACAUAACCUGGACGAACGGUUGCGAUGCAUUGGGGAUACGACUUCCACACAAAGAGUAUGAGCUGUUUAAGAUGGAGGUGGAUCGUAAAGGUCAUCCACUGUUAUUCAAUGGGGAAAGGCCAACGGAUGGAUCCAGCCCGGAACGACCUGCAAAAAGGCCAACGUCAUUUCAGACACCAAUGGUGCAAUGCAGCACAAGCGUCAGGGUGGAGCCACACCACAGUCCCUACAGCGAUCAUUCAAAAGGACCCAAGAAAAGCUCUGCUAAUGCACUGCACUCUUCGGUGAUCCUGCUGUCGCUUCUGAACGCAUGGAUUAUUCAUCUUUUCUAAAAUAUGACAAGCCAUUCACAUGCAUUGUUCAAUUUUAUGGACUUACAAUCUAGAGGUGGAAAAACUAGAGAAGGAUUAUUGACUUAGGUGCUACGACAAAACGCUUGCUGCAAAUGCUCUGAAAUAAGACUUUUAUCUGAAGAGAGUUUCAUUUAGCAAAAAUGUACAUAGAAAAUCUUUUUAAUCAUAUAUUAUAUCAGCAUUCAUUUUGAUGUCUAUUGUGUUUGAUAUUUGAAUUAAUAAAGAUAAAUGCCACAUUUAAAACGCAAUUGUUCUGUAGAAUAUACAGUUGAAGUCAGAAUUUCUAGCCCCCCUGAAUUUUUAGCCCCCCUGUUUAUUUUUCCCCCCAAUUUCUGUUUAACAGAGAGAUUUUCUCAACACAUUUCUA